AUGUCUUCCAUCUACAAAGCAUUGGCAGGUAAGGACAAAAGAUCGCAAUCGGACAAGAAAAUAGUACGUAAUGAGAAACAGUUUAUGAACAAACAACGUACUUUGCUGAUUUCUAGCAGAGGUGUGAACUUCAGACAUCGCCAUUUGAUCCAGGAUCUCUACUCUUUGUUGCCACAUUCCAGGAAAGAGCCCAAACUUGACACUAAAAAAGACUUACAGCAAUUGAAUGAGAUCGCUGAGCUCUACAAUUGCAAUAACAUCCUGUUCUUCGAGGCAAGAAAACACCAGGAUUUGUAUUUGUGGCUCUCCAAGCCACCCAACGGCCCGACGAUUAAGUUCUAUUUGCAAAACUUGCAUACGAUGGAUGAGUUGAAUUUCACAGGCAAUUGCCUGAAGGGUUCACGCCCGGUGCUAUCGUUCGACCACCGGUUCGAUACCUCGCCACAUUACCAACUGGUCAAGGAGCUACUGAUUCACAACUUUGGAGUUCCCCCCAUGGCGAGAAAAUCCAAGCCGUUCAUCGAUCAUGUUAUGUCGUUCAGCAUCGUAGAUGACAAGAUCUGGGUCAGAACUUAUGAGAUUUCUCAUUCCGCUAGAAACGAGGAUGAAUACGAGCUUAAGGCAGAUCAGCAGGAAGACAUUUCGCUUGUGGAGAUCGGGCCAAGGUUCGUGAUGACCGUGAUUCUUAUCCUUGAGGGGUCCUUUGGGGGACCUAAGAUCUACGAGAACAAGCAAUACGUGUCGCCAAACGUUGUCAGAGCCCAAAUGAAGCAGCAGGCUGCCAAUGCCGCAAAAGAAAGAGCUGAAGCAGCGGUUCAAAGAAAGAUCAAAUUGAGAGAUAACGUUCUCGCUGCGGAUCCGCUAUCAAAUGAAGCACUAUUCAAGGAUUAA
Torulaspora globosa is the source of this 891-nucleotide messenger RNA. RefSeq names its product ribosome biogenesis protein BRX1 (gene BRX1). The record is from RefSeq and is a predicted model, not a curated record. Bases 1 to 891 code for a protein of 296 amino acids. Gene Ontology annotation, cellular component: nucleolus. Gene Ontology annotation, biological process: rRNA processing; ribosomal large subunit assembly. The transcript has a single exon. Gene Ontology annotation, molecular function: rRNA binding. NCBI's taxonomy places the organism in Eukaryota, Fungi, Ascomycota, Saccharomycetes, Saccharomycetales, Saccharomycetaceae.